Molecule: messenger RNA, 294 nt
Organism: Prunus armeniaca (apricot)
Lineage: Eukaryota; Viridiplantae; Streptophyta; Magnoliopsida; Rosales; Rosaceae
Source: the annotation of a GenBank genome assembly
AUGGUGGCCGGACGACGGAGAACGAAGCCGGCGAAGUUUCUGUCUAAACCGGCGCGAUUCCGAGCUCUUUCCGAAGGAAUCCGGCGCUUCCAGGGGCGGGGCUGGUCAGGAAAGGAAGAGGUAGAAGUGGUGGUUCGAACAAGACCGGUCUCGAGGCCGGUUGUUGACGGUGGUGGCGGUGGUGGCUUUGAGAAGCCACCGGUUGUGCAGAAAAACGAAGUGGGAGGGGGCUGCGCGCGGGGAGAGAGAGAGAGAGAGAGAGAGAGAGAGAGAGAGAGUUUUAUGUUCUUAUAA